GGAGAAGGAAGGAGAAGAAGAAGAAGUAUAGAAUAAUAAUGAUUAACACUUAGAAGAUGGAGUAUUUAGGGCAGGAUCAAAUUUCGGACCAAACUACAGUCGAAAGUACGGCAAUUUUAAGGAAUUUCCAGGUUUCUUUUUUCGCUAUGAGUCGUCUGGCUUCAUUUCCAUGGACUUUUCUAGAAGAAGACAUUAAAGGCAACAAAUCAUUAGAAUUAAUUUCAGAUAUCCUGAAACAGACAUGUCUUCACUCACUGUGCAGAAAGUUUCCACCAUCAGUCAGAUACAGAAGGUUGUUCCUCUCUGAGCUCAUCAAACGGCAGGAGGCUGCAGACUGUGAACCUCUGGAUGAGCUGUAUGAUGCACUGGCUGAGGUGGUGGGAGCUGAAGAGGCUACUGAGAGCUACAAGAGCUACUUCAUGCCUUCUGGUGAUGCUGUCAGCCUGGUGGAAAAUGUUGCUUUAAUCUCAGAAGGAACCACGGGCCUAGUGACCUGGGAGGCUGCCCUCUAUCUGGCAGAGUGGGCUCUGGAUCACCAGCAGGCCUUCACAGGCAGGAUGGUUCUGGAGCUGGGCAGUGGCAUGGGGUUGACUGGUAUCACCAUCUGUCGUUCCUGCGGCCCAAGAAGAUUCAUCUUCAGUGACUGUCACCCCACAGUCCUGCAGAAGCUGAGAGACAAUGUCCAGCUGAACACUCUGACUGAACAGAUGCCUUCUGCAGUCAGUGUGGAACAGCUGGACUGGACGGCAGCGACAGAGGAACAGAUAAAACAGAUCGGGGCUGACACUGUCAUUGCUGCAGAUGUGGUUUAUGACCCUGAUAUCGUAGAAAGUCUAGUGAAGCUGCUGUCCAAGGUCCUGAGGUGUUUGUCUGCUGAGAUCCUCAUCUGCUCCACCAUAAGAAACCCAGAGACUUACCGCAGCUUUAAACAGCAGCUAGAAAAGGCGCAAAUCAGCCAUCAUGUGAUCACAGGACCCGUCAGCCACGUGUUUCCUUACAACAGAAUCUCCGCUAUAGAAAUGAUUAAACUGUACAGAUGACACCACUGUAGCACAAUAAA
Molecule: messenger RNA, 1060 nt
Organism: Monopterus albus (swamp eel)
Lineage: Eukaryota; Metazoa; Chordata; Actinopteri; Synbranchiformes; Synbranchidae
Gene: eef2kmt
Product: eukaryotic elongation factor 2 lysine methyltransferase
Exons: 8
Coding region: 57-1040 (327 amino acids)
Cellular component (GO): protein-containing complex
Source: RefSeq, a predicted model, not a curated record